This is a messenger RNA of Spirodela intermedia, 2821 nucleotides long. Lineage: Eukaryota; Viridiplantae; Streptophyta; Magnoliopsida; Alismatales; Araceae. The record is from the annotation of a GenBank genome assembly.
AUGUCGCUGGUGGAAUCCUCAAGGGAGGAAAAUGUUUACAUGGCCAAGCUUGCCGAGCAGGCUGAGCGCUACGAGGAGAUGGUCGAGUUCAUGGAGAAGGUCGUGAAGGCUGUGAACACAGAGGAGCUGACCGUGGAAGAGCGCAACCUCCUCUCGGUGGCCUACAAAAACGUUAUCGGCGCGCGCCGCGCAUCGUGGCGUAUCAUCUCCUCCAUUGAGCAGAAGGAGGAAAGCCGUGGCAACGAUGACCAUGUUGCCCUGAUCAAAGAUUACAGAGGUAAGAUCGAAACAGAACUCAGCAAGAUCUGUGACGGCAUCUUGAAGCUCCUCGAUUCCCACCUUGUCCCCUCUGCCGUUGCCGCCGAGUCCAAGGUCUUCUACCUCAAGAUGAAGGGGGAUUACCACAGGUACGGUAUUAACAAAUCUGUUGGAAACAUUAUCAACUGGAUGCCUUGAGUUGCGUUUGUUUGAUUCAUCAUCCUUCCAACACUGUAGGUACCUGGCUGAGUUCAAAACCGCAGCUGAGAGGAAGGAGGCUGCAGAGAACACAUUGCUGGCGUAUAAGGCUGCCCAGGUAUAUCACGUGGGAUGUGCGGUUUACUCUGGCUACCUACCUCACGUUGCUUGAGGUAGUGUUACUGGGUUUUGACAUUUAUUCUGUUCACUUAUUUCUGAUGAUAUUUAGGACAUUGCACUGGCGGACUUAGCACCCACCCAUCCGAUCAGGCUUGGGCUUGCACUGAACUUCUCUGUGUUCUAUUAUGAGAUUCUGAAUUCCCCGGAUCGUGCCUGCAAUCUUGCGAAGCAGGUUUGUCAAUUUGUCUGUGCAUUCUCCUUUCUGGUCUCUGUUUAAUCAUUUUUAGAUUGAUUUAAUCAUUCAUACUCCGUGCUAUACCUCUUGUAUUUUUCUUUUGAUUUCAAAUGUUUCUAUUCUUUCAUUUUGCCAUUUUUCCUUUGUAGUACUAUUUUUCUCAUUGGUCAUUCUCUUAUGUUCAUAAUCUACUUAAUUUUCCAAGCAUGCGGAAUUAUGCAGGCUAGGUAACCACCAUUACUAUUAGUCUGUGUGAAUUAAGUGUAACCACGUUGUCUUUUAAUAGGAGUGUGAAAAGCUUUUGAACAUGGUGGAAAGAUAAUAUUCUAGAGAAAAACGUUGUUGUCUAGGGAUCUAGAAGUUUCACAUUCACAUGUUCAGGUUGUAGAUUUAUUCUUUGUAGACAUGGUUUGGGCAUAGCUCUUUUUUUUUUCCUCCCUAGUGAGUGUCCUUUGGAUUGAAAUUUCUUUGAAAGUGUCCCCUGGCAGACAAAGUUGCGUUGAUAACCAAGGCGGUUACCUAGGGCAUUCCACGGGAGAUGUUGAUACUUUAAUUGCCAAGGUGGGCCUCGGCCCAAUUGCCUUUUCAGGCUGGUGCCAAUCUGGCUGUCUUGUCGCCUUUGCAGUGUAGUGGACCAUUGCCUUCGUGUCCUAGUAGCACUAGGAAUAUGAAGAAGCACUCAGUCGUAUCCAGAAUCCUUGGAUCAUUAUAAACUUAGACGGGGUUUGUUAAGGCACAGAGUUCGUAUUUGCCUUCGUCUUCUUCCUCGUAUUGCGCCUUUUGGCCAUGUCGUGGGAGGGUCUGUUGACUGAAUAUUUGAUUGAUAGAAAUUCCUGAACAAUAAGUUAGUGUAAAUAUAUCAAGAAUAAUUUUCCACGUUCAGAUGUGGGGCAUUCUCGCUCUAUUGAAACGUUCAUCUAUGUUUUCAAUUUUAUCCUUUUCGGGGAACUGUUCUCCCCCAAUGUUUGAUCAUUUCAAGGCGAAACUUGCAAUUCCCCCAACCAUGGAUUCAAAAAAAAAAAGAAGAAGAAAAAUUGAGAAAAAGAAACAUUUAUAUAUCUGAUUCGGGCAUAUUAUUGAUUUUUGGUUCUUGCACAUGCAGGCCUUCGACGAGGCAAUAUCCGAGCUGGACACGCUGGGCGAGGAGUCCUACAAGGACAGCACCUUGAUCAUGCAGCUCCUCAGGGAUAACUUAACCUUGUGGACCUCUGACGCUCCGGUUUGCCUUCUUCUCUCUUCAGCUCUGUGGUCUCUCUCUUUUUUUUCUGCAUUAGUUUCCUUUUAUUGCCUUUAUUCGGAUCAAGAGGAAAUACGUCGGAGACACAAGAGCUCUUUGAACCGCUGUCGUCAGAAAUAGAUGGAGAAUCUUCUCCUACAUACCGCAGGAUUUCGUUCGGAUUUGUAAUGGUUGAUAGAUUUCAAGAGAAAGAGAUGCUGGUUUAUACACUCGGAAGAUGGUUGGCAGAGGAAAAAAAAACUUCUUAUAAUAUGGGUAGGGGUUUUUAUUUCGAUUUCAUGAUGGAUUUAUUUAAUGCCAUUCUGUCCCACGCAAUGAAAAGUCAAAAUUUAGGUUGAAAUCAUCAUCACCAUUAUCAUCAUCAUCAUCAUCAUCAUCUUCCUCCUUAUGCUCUUUGAAUCAAUUAAUGGCCACUGCUAGCCAAGAACCUCAAGUGAUGUAGAUCUCUGGAAUUGAAUGAAUCUAGCCAUAAUAUGACUAAUUCUAGUCCAAAACCUAAUUUAGGUUGAAAUCAUCAUCAUCAUCCUCAUGUCCAUCAAAUCAAUUAAUGGCCACUGGUAGUUCUAGAUCUCAACUGAUGUUGGUCUCUGGGAUUGAGUGGUUCUGGCCGAAAUAGGAUGAACUCCACAGAUAUAAUCUUCCUUCCAUUUUCGGGUUGGUUCAUCAGUGCCAUCAUCUGCAUUUCUCCUUCUCAUUGACUUUCUUUCCUUCAGGACGACGGCGGGGAUGAGAUCAAGGAAGCCCCCAAACGCGAGGCUGGGGACGGUCAGUAA